AUGCUUUUACUUGCACAACGACUUCUCCUGGGGAUCUCCUUUCCAGGUAUUGUUAUCGCCCAACAGGCCCAGGCAAAAUGCGCUUCUGGCGGCCAAACUGGCGCUGCAGCGUAUAGUGAUUGUUGCCCUGGGGUUGGUAAUUCACCUGUGACCUUUGGUAAAAAACAAUACCAGGUAGUGUGCGAUAAGGAGAUCAAGUUUGCGGCAACGAGGCAACCGAAUCCGCUCAGUUGCGCCCAAGCCUGCAACCUCGAUCCCAACUGUGUGACAGCAUAUUGGAUGGACACAGUUGGAGGAAUAUGUACCCUUUAUGUCACUUCAAAUCCAGCAGUCGCCGGUACAAAGACAAUGGCUUUAAUCCCACUCCAUGAAGACGAGAAUGAAUGCAACAAAAAGAUUACAGAUGCAGUCAAGCAAUGCCAGAAGGACAAAGAUACCGAAUGCAAUCGCAAGAUCAAGCAGUGCCAGCAGGACAAGGAUACGGAAUGCAAUCGCAAGAUCAAGCAGUGCCAGCAGGACAAGGAUACCGAAUGCAAUCGCAUGAUCAAGCAGUGCCAGCAGGAUAAAGACACCGAAUGUAAUCGCAAGAUCAAGCAGUGCCAGCAGGAUAAAGACACCGAGUGCAAUCGCAAAAUUAAUGAUGCAAAGAGGAAGGAGUGUCAGAGAUGUCGCAAAACAUGCCCCAAAUGUCCCAAGUGCCCGAAACCCCCCAAAACGGAGAAGCCCAAGGCUCCGAUUAUUCCUGGUUGUGGUGCUGGAACCGUGCAUGGUCCAUAUCCAGGAGGGCAUUACUAUGCAUCAUAUGUAGGAUGCACUGGUGGAGGAAACCCGAGCGGUGCUUUACGGAUUUCUUCCAAUCAGCAACAAAUGGACGUCUGUGUCCAAAUGUGUUUGAGGAACCCUAGCUGCGUCCUGGCCAUCAGAGAACAUGCUCGGAGUACAGGGAUGGCCUCCCGUUGCUCCAUGAAGAGCACCAGGGCUGCUACAUUUGCUAAGAGUGACAAUGACUUGAUUUUAAAGAUUAAGUAGAAAAUUGAGUGAAAUCGUGAC
Aspergillus ochraceoroseus IBT 24754 is the source of this 1050-nucleotide messenger RNA. RefSeq lists its product as uncharacterized. The record is from RefSeq and is a predicted model, not a curated record. NCBI's taxonomy places the organism in Eukaryota, Fungi, Ascomycota, Eurotiomycetes, Eurotiales, Aspergillaceae. The transcript has a single exon. Bases 1 to 1029 code for a protein of 342 amino acids.